Aspergillus alliaceus is the source of this 1722-nucleotide messenger RNA. Its product is annotated as pyridoxal phosphate-dependent decarboxylase family protein. The record is from RefSeq and is a predicted model, not a curated record. Gene Ontology annotation, molecular function: carboxy-lyase activity; pyridoxal phosphate binding. Gene Ontology annotation, biological process: carboxylic acid metabolic process. NCBI's taxonomy places the organism in Eukaryota, Fungi, Ascomycota, Eurotiomycetes, Eurotiales, Aspergillaceae. Bases 1 to 1722 code for a protein of 573 amino acids. The transcript is spliced from 2 exons. Gene Ontology annotation, cellular component: cytoplasm.
AUGCCCACUGAUUCAAUUGAAAAGGAUGCUCUGCCUGUCGGUAGAGUGACUGAGCUUACAGAGGCUAUUGAGAUUGUGCUGAGAUACCUUAUACCUUUUCUUCGCAGCUCCGAGGACGACUAUGAUGCACUUACAACAGGAAUGCACUUAUCAAAGGGAUGCUAUGCCAAUGGUGAUAACUUGGACUCCUACCUAACCAAUCCUGGUCAACUUCGCGAGCUUCUAUCAUUGAAACUCCCAUCGACAGGACGAGGCAUGGAGGACAUAGCUUCCUCAACCGCAACCCUACUACAGUAUUCAGUCAAUACAUCAUCUCCGGCCUUUAUGGAUAAACUAUGGUCUUCGCCCUCCAUUCCAGGAAUCGCUUCAGAUCUACUCCUGUCUGCGCUUAAUGGAAACGACCAUGUGUUUCGAGUCUCCCCAGCUCUGACCCUAAUAGAGAAACAUGUUGCCAAGGAGCUUGCUCAGCUCUUUGGUCUCAGUGGCCCAUAUUCAGGGGGAGUUAGUGUCCCUGGUGGCGCAGCGGCAAAUAAUACUGCUCUACUUGUCGCACGGAAUGUACGUUUUCCACAUCUAAAAGAUUUGGGCCUACAUGGCACCUCGUUCCCGCGACUCGUAAUGUUUGCAUCUGAGGCAGCGCAUUUUUCAGUGCUCAAUGCGGCUCAAAUAUUGGGUCUAGGGUCACACUACAUCAAGAAAAUUGCAACGACUGUAGACGGGUGUAUGGAUCCCAUGGCGCUCAAACAGGCACUCGAUGUCACGGUAGCUGCAGGAGAGGUCCCACUGUUUGUGUGUGGAACGGCAGGGACAACCGUUCGUGGGGCCUAUGACCCUUUAGAGAGCAUCGGCAAGCUAGCUCAUGAAUACAAUGCUUGGUUCCACGUCGAUGCAUGCUGGGGCGGCGCCGCUGCAUUCUCCAACAAGCUCAAGUAUAAACUAGCAGGCUGCAACUUAGCGGAUAGUAUCGCAUACAAUCCGCAUAAGCUGUUGGGCGUGCCACAGAUAUGCUCAUUUCUUCUUGGAAGAGAUCUGCGUACUUUCUGGUAUGCAAACAGCUUAACCGCUGGGUAUUUGUUUCAUCAGGAUGAGAGCCUACCUCCUUCCGAGGGCAGGACUACCACUGCAUCUGAGGGCAAGAUAAUCAACAACCAGGCGCAGGAGCGUUCUUGUCUCAGUUAUGAUCACACUAAUUGGCGCACAUCAAAAGCUAUUGAAGACGCACCGGAUCCCCAAGAUGUAUACGACCUUGCAUCCUUCACUCCUCAAUGCGGUCGCCGGCCAGACGCUGUCAAGUUAUACUUCCACUGGCGAUACUAUGGCGCAGAAGGUAUCGCAACACAAGUCGAAGGGGCAUACGAGGGAGCUAGAUACCUCUCUCGUUUGAUAGGAAAAGAGCCCUCACUCCGCCUUGUCGGCCAUAUAGACGUGCCCUGUACGCAAGUCUGUUUCUACUAUGUCGGCGCGUCACACAAAACCGUGGAGUCUGCUGAAGAGAUGGCCAGACAGAACACAUUUUUCACCCGUCUCAUCUCCACGGGGCUCCUGAAGCGGGGAUGGAUGGUGGACUACGCACCUGGAUGUGGGAGGAGAGAAGAGCUCGGUGCGUUCUUACGAGUUGCUUGCAACCGCAUGACCACUCCUUCUGUCGCGGAGGGCUUGGUCCAGGCCAUUUUGGAGGUGAUCCAUACAGAUAUAAAGUCUAUUCCAUCCUCGUACAAAUGA